UAGCAAAGGUGUUAUGAAGGGGGUAAUCUGGUGGAUUUGCUGUUUAUUUCGCCAACAGAAUUAGAGCAGUCCUGCCACUCAAACUCAAACUCAAACACGAUUGCAGUGUUACAGAAAUAGUUUAUGGUCGAAGCAGAUGACAUCCCUCACCUACUCCACUAUUUCCAAAACAAUUACGAAAACUCAAUUGUCGCCAAUCGGAAUCUUCUUCCAAGUGAUGUCCACACCAAAAACAAAAUCGAACCGAUUGAAAAAGUCUUGUUGUGCAUUAGUUUGUCUCUAUCGGCUGUCUGUUUUCGGUUGGAAAUAUCGUCGAACAGUUGGGCUUCUUAACAAAUGCUGGACAAUGACCAGGUCUACGACUGUACGUCGAUAUCCUCAAUUCUUAUUUCUUUAUUCCGAUUACAAACGAGUGUUACAUAACAUCGAAUAUGCGGAGAGAGAAAAGGCGAGGCUCUAUGGGUGUGCCAAAUGUAGCCGUUUGCUAUCUAAAUUUCUUCGUGUAGUCCGGAAGAAGAUACUGUUCAUUUUACAGAAAUGGGUUCAAGAAUUCCGGUAUGGAUGCUGAUUGCUUUCAGUCAAGUUAUCGUAAUCACAGCAGUGACGAACCAAAAUGAUGUUGCUGUGCUAAAUGCUAUAAAAUCUAGCUGGCAGAAUCUACCACCUGAUUGGAGUGGUUCUGAUCCUUGUGGAAGUAAUUGGGAAGGAAUUAAAUGUACAAACUCACGAGUAAUCUCCUUAGUGUUAGCAGGCAUGGGGGUGAAAACUAACACCAUUGGAGACAUUCCAUCACUUUCCCAAUUGGAAUAUUUAGAUCUUUCCAACAACAAAGGGAUUAAAGCACCUCUUCCACCAACAAUUCAGAAUUUGAAGAACUUGACAACACUAAUCCUGGUUGGUUGCAAUUUCUUUGGUCCAAUUCCUGAUUCCAUAGGAUCCCUCGAGCAGUUAGUCUUUUUAGGUCUGAAUAAUAACAGCUUCACUGGAAAUAUCCCAAGAUCCAUUGGCAAUUUAGCCAAUCUUUUAUGGUUGGAUCUUACUGAUAACCAGCUUCGUGGAGCCAUUCCUGUCUCAAAUGAAACAGACCCUGGUCUUGAUUUUCUAGUCAAAGCAAGGCACUUUCAUUUUGCAAACAAUCAGUUAUCAGGUGUUAUUCCAUUUAGACUUUUCAGCUCAAGUAUGAGUCUAAUACAUGUGCUAUUCAACAAUAAUCAAUUAUCUGGAAAAAUCCCAUCUUCGAUGGGACUAGUGGAUACUCUUGAGGCAAUACGCUUGGACUCAAAUUCAUUGGAUGGGAAUAUGCAUAGAAACAUCACAAACCUCAAAAGAGUUGGGGAGUUGUACUUAUCAAACAACAACCUAAGUGGACCUUUUCCAAACCUCAUAGGAAUGGAAUCCCUCUUUUAUGUGGACAUGAGCAAUAACAGUUUUGAUGCUUCAGAUAUCCCUACAUGGUUCUCACUUCCAUCAUUGACAACAAUACUGAUGGAUAAGACACAACUUCAAGGGGAAAUCCCAUCUGAUGUCUUCCAACCUCAGUUGCAAAGAUUGGGGCUAAGUAACAAUGCUCUUAAUGGAACCUUGGAUGUUGGCAACAGCUAUAGAAGUGAUUUGAUUGUUGAUCUAACAAAUAAUUCCAUUGGUGACUUUACUCAGAAAUCUGAAUAUAAUAUGAACUUAAUUCUUGCCAAUAAUCCACUAUGUGAAGGUGGAACAACAGGAAGAUAUUGUUCAGCUAGAAACCCUAAUUUACCAAAUGGUUUUCCAUCCAAUAAUAAUUGUCCACCUGUCCGUUGCCCUUCGGAUAAAAUUCUAAGUCCAAAUUGUGCAUGCACACAUCCAUACACAGGAACCAUAUAUUUUCUGUCUUAUUCUUUUUCAAACUUGGAAAACUCCACAUACUAUAUGCUUCUCCAUGAUGCUUUGAUAUCAGCUUUUAGGUCAAGUCAACUUCCUGUGGAGUCAAUUUCUGUUUCAAAUGCACGUGUUAAUGAGUUUUCAUACCUUCAAUAUACAUUGCAUGUAUUUCCCUCUGGUCAAGAUUUUUUUACUCGGUCAACUAUCUCCUCUAUUGGGACUGUGAUCAACAGACAAAACCUAUUUUCUCUCCCACAGUUUGGACCCUUGUUCUUUCUUGAUGAUAGCUAUUGUUGUUUUCCAGGUGUACAUGGGCAAAUAACAGGAAACAAAUCAUCGAAUCAUGGCAUCAUCAUUGGGGCAGCAGUUGGUGGUUGUGUGAUCCUAUUACUAAUAGCCUUGGCUAUAACCUAUGCCAUCUAUCAGAAAAGAAACGCAACAAGAGCAAAACACAGCAACCCUUUUGCAUCUUGGGCGUUGGAUAAUGGAAGUAUUGUGGGUGGUGUUCCUCAACUGAAAGGAGCAAGAUGGUGUUCAUUUGAAGAACUCAAAAGAUGCACAAACAAUUUUUCAGAAGAAAACUUAAUUGGAUCUGGUGGAUAUGGACAGGUGUAUAAAGGGACUCUUGACUCUGGUCAUGUAGUAGCAAUCAAAAGAGCUCAACAAGGGUCAUUACAAGGUGCUCAUGAAUUCAAAACAGAAAUCGAGCUUCUUUCAAGGAUUCAUCAUAAAAAUGUUGUAGCCCUAGUGGGAUUCUGUUAUGAACAAGGUGAACAAAUGCUGAUCUAUGAGUACAUUUCAAAUGGUACUCUUAAAGAUAAUCUUACAGGAAAAGCGGGAAUGAGGUUGGAUUGGGUGAAGAGGCUUAGAGCAGCUCUUGAUUCUGCAAAAGGGCUGACAUAUAUGCAUGAGCUUGCUAAUCCUCCAAUCAUUCACAGAGACAUCAAAUCAACUAACAUUCUUCUUGAUGAUAAUUUAAUUGCUAAAGUUGCUGAUUUUGGAUUAUCAAAACUGUUGGGAGAUGAUUCAAAGGGUUAUGUAUCUACUCAAGUCAAGGGGACAUUGGGUUACAUGGAUCCCGAAUACUACAUGACCCAACAGUUAACCGAAAAGAGUGAUGUUUACAGUUUUGGAGUUGUACUUUUGGAGCUUUUAACCGCAAGAUCACCAAUACAUAAGGGUAAAUUCAUCGUGAAGGAGGUAAAUGAGGCAAUUGGAAAGUCGGGGGACCUAAACGGUCUAUACAGGAUUCUUGAUCCUUCUCUUGGUUCUUCACAAAACCUUGGAGGUUUGACUGAAUUUCUAAACCUGGCAAUGAGUUGUGUCCGAGAUUCAGGAGUUGAAAGGCCUAAAAUGGGAGAGGUUGUGAGAGAGAUUGAAAGAAUUAUAGAUUUGGCUGUUUUAAGCCUUGAUGCUGAGUCAGCUUCUAGUUUUUUAAGUCAAAAUAAAGGAGAAGUUGGGGAUCUUUAUCAUCCGUAUGGUGAUUCGGUCUCUGAUGUGAGUAGUUUGACUCUACCAUUUGAAACAGAACUGAGAAGGUGAAUUGUGGGAAGAUGAUGAAAACAAGAACAUUUGUUGGUAUAUAUGGAAACAUAUGGAAGAAUACUUAUUGAUAUGUAGAUUUAGAAUGAUUCAAAUUGUAUGAUGUUUAUGAUAUGCUGUUUUUACUAUACUAUGUUGAAACAAACUAAAA
Molecule: messenger RNA, 3550 nt
Organism: Lactuca sativa (garden lettuce)
Lineage: Eukaryota; Viridiplantae; Streptophyta; Magnoliopsida; Asterales; Asteraceae
Product: leucine-rich repeat receptor protein kinase HPCA1
Biological process (GO): protein phosphorylation
Molecular function (GO): protein binding; ATP binding; protein kinase activity
Source: RefSeq, a predicted model, not a curated record